Molecule: messenger RNA, 1388 nt
Organism: Hippocampus comes (tiger tail seahorse)
Lineage: Eukaryota; Metazoa; Chordata; Actinopteri; Syngnathiformes; Syngnathidae
Gene: ing3
Product: inhibitor of growth family, member 3
Exons: 11
Coding region: 40-1287 (415 amino acids)
Cellular component (GO): NuA4 histone acetyltransferase complex
Source: RefSeq, a predicted model, not a curated record
CCCCCUUUCCAUCUUCUUUCAGUGAUCGAGCAGCUUCCCAUGGAUCUCCGCGACAGGUUUACGGAAAUGAGAGAGAUGGACCUCCAGGUCCAAAACGCCACGGACCAGCUGGAGCAGAAGGUCAUGGACUUCUUCGUCAACGCCAAGAAGAACAAACCGGAGUGGCGAGAGGAGCAGAUGGAGGUCAUCAAGAAGGAUUAUUACAAAGCUCUGGAAGAUGCGGAUGAGAAAGUGCAACUGGCCAAUCAGAUUUACGAUCUGGUGGACCGGCACCUGCGCAAGCUGGACCAGGAGCUGGCCAAGUUCAAGAUGGAGCUGGAGGCCGACAACGCCGGCAUCACCGAGAUCCUGGAGAGACGCUCGCUGGAGAUGGACAGCCCGUCUCAGCCCGUCAACAACCAUCACGCCCACUCUCACCCCACCGCGGAGAAGAGAAGGUACAGCGCUUCGACGCACCACACGACGGAACACGUCCCGGAGAAGAAGUUCAAGUCCGAAGCUUUGCUCUCCACGCUGACGUCGGACGCCUGCAAGGAGAACGCGGCAGGUUGCCGUAGCAACAGCACCACGUCGUCGUCCGCCGCCAACAACAUCUACGGCGUCAACUCGUCGCAACCUCUGACCCCGUACGGCCUGAGCUCUCUGCCCGCCGGACCCGCCGCCGGAGCCGGCGCCAUCAGCAUGGCCGCCGCGCAGGCCGUGCAGGCCACCGCGCAGAUGAAGGAGGGUCGGCGGACGUCCAGCCUGAAGGCGAGCUACGAGGCCAUCAAGAACAACGACUUCCAGCUGAGCCGAGACUCAAAGUUGUCCCGCGAGGCGUCUCCGUAUCCGUAUCCGUCUUCGGCGCUGGCUUCCACCUUGACGCAGACGCUGGCCCCCGCCGUCGCCACCGCGGCCGCCGCCGCCGUCAACUCGGACUCUCGGGGCCGCAAGUCCAAAGGCGGCGUCAAGUCUUCCAACCAUCAGUCGUCGUCGUCGUCGUCUUCGUCUUCGCUCUCGUCGUGCUCGUCGUCGUCGGCGUUGGCGCAGGAGCUUUCCCAGCAGGCGUCGGCGCUGCCCGAGGCCGAGGCCAGCGGCCAAGUGGACUGGACCUACGACCCCAACGAGCCGCGCUACUGCAUCUGCAACCAGGUUUCGUACGGGGAGAUGGUGGGCUGCGACAACACCGAUUGUCCCAUCGAGUGGUUCCAUUAUGGCUGUGUGGGUCUGAGCGAGGCCCCCAAAGGGAAGUGGUACUGUCCGCAGUGCACGGCCGCCAUGAAACGACGCGGAAGCAGACACAAGUAGACGACGCCAUGAAACGGACCAGCCAGCAUGGAACGCCGCCAGCACUGCCGCCGCCGCUGCUUUGAACAAUAAACUCGAUGCUUAUUAUUUUUUUCAACGUC